This is a messenger RNA of Anopheles cruzii, 823 nucleotides long. Its product is annotated as zinc finger protein 177-like. The record is from RefSeq and is a predicted model, not a curated record. The transcript is spliced from 2 exons. The annotation marks the transcript as partial. Lineage: Eukaryota; Metazoa; Arthropoda; Insecta; Diptera; Culicidae. Gene Ontology annotation, cellular component: nucleus.
CUCGCCCAUCGGUCUAAUAUGUGUCCCUGUUUUGGCUUCCGUUCCACAGAUUCGACAUCGGUUCGGGCUCUACGAUGAGAUCACCGCCGUCAAUGGGCGAACGGUGCGCCACUGCAACUGGAUCCGGUUCCUGCGCGUGUCGGAAACGUACGGGCCGCAGGUGAACGUGGUGUGCGCCAAGGUGAAAGGUGAGCCGAUCUACGAGAUCGUGAACCCGAUCCCGUCGCACCAGGAGCUGGUCGUCUACUACCUUCCCGAGGGUCCCGAGGAGCUCUUCUUCAUCCGGAUGCGCAAUCAGCUGUAUCGGCAAACGAUGGACUCGAUUCUGGAAGAUUCCCCGCUGGACCUCUCGACGUCGCUGCUGUCGCGGGUCAUGCUGCCGAUCUCGCCGCCGUCGGGCGCCGAGGACGAGCACAAGUCGGUGUCGGGCGACGACUCAUCGAUCUCGAUUUCAUCCGGGGCCAGCACCGGCGACCGCUGCGACGGGGCCGCCCUCGACCUGGAGCUGGCCGCCAUCACGGCCGGGGCCGCGCGCUCCUCGCCGAAGGCCCGCCCGGCGCCGCGCUCCGAGCGGGCCAUGCUGCCGUGCGAGGUCUGCGGCAAGGCCUUCGACCGUCCUAGUCUCCUGAAGCGACACAUGCGCACGCACACCGGCGAAAAGCCGCACGUCUGCGGCGUCUGCGGCAAGGGCUUCAGCACGUCCAGCUCGCUCAAUACCCACGUCCGGAUACACUCGGGCGAGAAGCCGCACCAGUGUCAGGUGUGCGGCAAACGCUUCACCGCCAGCUCCAAUCUCUACUACCACCGCAUGACGCACAUCAAG